Molecule: messenger RNA, 1907 nt
Organism: Puntigrus tetrazona (Sumatra barb)
Lineage: Eukaryota; Metazoa; Chordata; Actinopteri; Cypriniformes; Cyprinidae
Gene: spag1a
Product: sperm associated antigen 1a
Exons: 8
Coding region: 106-1278 (390 amino acids)
Biological process (GO): axonemal dynein complex assembly
Cellular component (GO): cytosol
Molecular function (GO): protein binding
Source: RefSeq, a predicted model, not a curated record
GGUCUGCGCAGGGAACAGGAAGAGAGCGAGGGAGCGUAUGAGUGUGUGUGUGUGUGUGUGUGAGGACGGGAGCUCGCGGUACUGUGCUUGGGACUGAGGGCAGCCAUGGGGAAUUCACAGAAGAAGGCCCCCGGUCACGGAGAGGGAGGGGGCCCGCACUCUCAACCUGGGACCCCGGGACACAAGAGGAGCCAUGGAAACAACACAGCCAACUCAAAGGAAGUCCAAGGGAAGAGCCCGGCAGUGAAUGGCACCCUUCCAGCCGGCAAGAGCCAGGAUGAGCCUCAGGGCUCUGGUCCGGCGCACAGCGGCUCUGCCGGAGAGAGCUUUAAUCUGGACGCCCCGUGUGGGGCCCUUCCUCCUCCGCUGGCCAGGCUCAAAAAUGAGGGCAAUAUGUUGUUCAAAAAUGGACAGUUUGGGGACUCGCUGGAGAAAUACACACAGGCCAUCGACGGAUGUAUAGAAGCUGGUAUCGACAGCCCUGAGGAUCUCUGUAUUCUGUACUCCAACAGAGCUGCUUGCUACCUCAAAGACGGAAACAGCGCAGACUGCAUUCAGGACUGCACCAGGGCUCUGGAGCUCCGCCCCUUCUCUCUGAAGCCCCUCCUCCGGCGGGCGAUGGCGUACGAGUCUCUGGAGCGCUACAGGAAAGCCUAUGUGGAUUACAAGACAGUCCUGCAGAUAGACAUCAGUGUGCAGGCGGCUCACGACAGUGUCCACAGAAUCACUAAAAUGCUGAUCGAGCAGGACGGUCCCGACUGGCGAGAGAAGCUGCCAGAGAUCCCAAUGGUCCCGCUUUCUGCCCAGCAGCACCGUAAAGAUGAGCCCAGUGCAGAGGUUCUUCAGGCCCGAGCCGCCAGAGCCGAGCAGGAGAAGGCCAGAAAAGCAGAGGCUCGGUUCACGUUGCUGAAACAUGAAGGAAAUGAGAUGGUGAAGAACGGCCAGUUUCAAGGUGCUGCGGACAAAUACAGCGAAUGUCUGGCCAUCAAACCUAAUGAAUGUGCCAUCUACACUAACAGAGCGCUGUGCUAUCUCAAGCUGGAGUGUUUCGAAGAAGCCAAACAGGACUGUGACUUUGCGCUUCAGAUCGAGCCAAACAACAAGAAAGCGUUUUACAGGCGGGCGCUAGCGCACAAAGGCUUGAAGGACUACCUGUCAGCCAGCACUGAUUUACAGGAAGUACUGCAGUUGGAUCCGAACGUGCAGGAGGCCGAGCAGGAGCUGGAGACGGUCACUAACCUGCUGAGACAGAGUCUAUUGGCUAAUUCUCAAGGUUGACAUCGUGGCAAUACAAGAAGAAAUGUACAGAGAGCUACAGGAAGAACGGCCCCUCCAGACGCAGCGGAUCCAGCGAGCCCAGAGAAAUCCAGCUCACGGCUCCCAGACUCCCGCCACGACUAAAGAAAACCCUUCCGGAAAACACUCAUCUCACCUUCUUCUAGGAACAUUGAUGCAAUGCUGACAACGGAAAGCAUGCAAACGGUUCAUCCUCUGUAACUCUGGCUUCAGCAGGCACUGUGAGCAUGGCACGGCUAUCGUGUGUAUGAGAGAGAAUGUGCCUUUUAAAAGAAGCUGUGGCUCACGUAGGGAGUGAUUUAACACUCUCAGACAAAAGUGUAUAGGAAUUUAAUUUGCUACAUUUAAAUCUCUCAUUUCUCAGGAUUGAAUAUAUUUUUAAUAGCUAUCCCACUGUAUUGUGUAAUAUUCGCAUACGUGUAGCUCGUGUAGUUUUUUUUUUUUCGGACAUCUUUCAGCCUUCAGCCCGACCGUCGUCUCAAUAUGCAAAGAUCCCACAGGCUAUGAAUGUGCAAUAACAUUAGAUGUAGUUUUUCUUUGGGAUGUCAGCGAAAGAAAUACGUUUCGGAUAAAUAAAUUUGCAUCGGCUAAAUAAACGGCUUUAUAAAUUA